Messenger RNA from Strigops habroptila (Kakapo), 1633 nucleotides. It is a transcript of the gene CCR9, whose product is annotated as C-C motif chemokine receptor 9. Gene Ontology annotation, biological process: immune response; G protein-coupled receptor signaling pathway; chemotaxis. The coding region runs from base 1 to 1314 and encodes 437 amino acids. Gene Ontology annotation, molecular function: scavenger receptor activity; chemokine binding; chemokine receptor activity. The transcript has 2 exons. Gene Ontology annotation, cellular component: membrane. The record is from RefSeq and is a predicted model, not a curated record. NCBI's taxonomy places the organism in Eukaryota, Metazoa, Chordata, Aves, Psittaciformes, Psittacidae.
AUGACGGGGAGCCGGGAACCGGCGGUGAAGCGACCUCUCCUCUGCGCAGCGCUCCGGGACAGGGUGGUGUCGGCGGAGCGGAACAGAGCGACCGCUCCGCCCCGCUGCGUGCCCGGAGAUGGCCCUGCCUCCGUUGCCAGGCAUGGGCGGGCGGCAGGAGCUUUGGAGGCUGAACUUGUCAUCCACCCUGGCAAGAGCAACUUGGAAUACUACAGGAACGACAGUGCAGAGGCGUCCCUGUAUGGAAUGCCGGUGAACAACACGGACUUCAUGUGUGACAUGAGGCAGGUCAGGCAGUUUGCUCGAGCCUUCCUGCCUGUGUUCUUCUGGCUCAUCUUCUCUGUGGGCACCGUGGGAAAUGCCUUGGUCGUGCUCGUAUAUUGCAAACACCGCUUCAGGAGGAGCAUGAUGGAUCGGUACCUGCUGCACUUGGCCAUUGCAGACCUGCUCUUCCUCUUCACCCUCCCCUUCUGGGCUGAGGCUGCCUCCAAUGGCUGGAUCUUCAAGAACCUCAUGUGCAAAGUUGUCAACAGUAUGUAUAAGAUCAACUUCUACAGCUGCAGCUUGUUUCUAACCUGCAUCAGCUUGGACAGGUACAUCACUAUUGUCCAGGCGACAAAAGCUAACGCCUCUAAGCGAAGGCGGCUUCUGCACAGCAAAGUGAUGUGCUGGGCUGUCUGGCUGACAUCCAUGAGCCUGUGCAUCCCAGAAAUCAUGUACAGCCAAAGCAUGCGGGUGGGUGACAUAACAGUUUGCAAAGUCACAUAUCCACCAAACAUCAGCAUGAACUUCAGAGUUACAGUCCUGGCCUUCAAAGUCACAUUCGGAUUCUUUCUCCCACUCCUUGUCAUGGUCAUUUGUUACUCCCUUAUCAUCAACACCCUCCUGCAAGCCAAAAGAUCCCACAAGCAGAAGUCACUGAAGAUCAUCACCACGAUCAUCACCGCUUUCCUCCUCUCCCAGUUCCCGUACAACAUUGUUUUGCUGGUCAAAGCCAUCAGCACCUACGCCGGGGAAGCACAGAGCUGUGAUGCUGCUGACCGGCUGGACAUUGCGCUGCAGCUCACCCAGAGCAUCGCCUUCCUCCACAGCUGCCUCAACCCCUUUCUCUAUGCCUUUGCUGGCGAGCGGUUCAGGACAGCGCUGGCCGGGGUGAUGCCGAGCGGCGGUUUCUGCUGGAGCAGGGGCCAAGACCAGUGCUCCUCUGCCUGCAACAGCCACGAGCACAGCUCAGACUGGUCCUUCGCCGUGCUGGGGAGGCGGCGAGUGAGGAGCUCCAUCACCCUCAGCACACACUUGAUCAUAGAGUCAUAGAAUCAACCAGGUUGCAAAAGACCUUUAAGAUCAUCAACCAUUACACUUGACCUCCUCCGUUAUGGCCUCUCCUUGCCAAGUCUUCUUGUAAGUUAGUGUUUGUCCUUGCCCUGCUCCAGAGGAGCACCAAACUCUUUGGAAACUGUGUGUAUAUCUCAAAGACUACGCUAGAGGAGUGGGGAGGGCUGGGGACUGCUUGCAUGGCCCAUCCUUGCUGUAUGGGAUCCAACUGGGGCUUGCUGGCUUGAAAGGAAGGGAAACCUUUGGCACAGGGCAGCUAAAUGGAGUCAUACUCUUGUAAGCGGAACUGUUAGAGGAC